Messenger RNA from Macroventuria anomochaeta, 979 nucleotides. RefSeq lists its product as uncharacterized. The record is from RefSeq and is a predicted model, not a curated record. Bases 45 to 929 code for a protein of 294 amino acids. NCBI's taxonomy places the organism in Eukaryota, Fungi, Ascomycota, Dothideomycetes, Pleosporales, Didymellaceae. The transcript has a single exon.
AUUCUCGGCGGCAAGCCCUGAACGCCAACACGGUCUUUGCCCUUAUGCACUCCCUUCUGUCUUUGCCUCGUGAAAUUCGCGAUCAAAUCAUCGAGCAAGUCCUUCUCUUUCGUAAAGAACCUCCACAGGACCCUGCACAUGACAAUGAGUCGCGACAAGACGCAAUUGGGCAGGGCGCGCUGAGGCCGCCAACCAUAUUACCAAGCACAUACAACGCUCUCGGGUUGCUCGAAACCAAUAUUCAGCUAAAAGAUGAGACGCAGAGCCGUUUGGAGCAGCUCAAUCUGUCAUACUCACUCGAUGUUAUGGUCGUCGAUAACGAGCUUUGGCCUACUUGGACAUGCUGCCCUUCACGAGUACCUGGUCCGAUCGACACGGUCAACGUGUCACUGCGCUUCUUCAGCAAAGGGAAUGAUCCAUACAUGGUACAUGUUGCGCGCACAUGUUGGGCGAUCUUGCAAGGUCGCAAAUGGACGAAUGCCUCUUUACACCCACUGGCCGAGACCUUUCUACAUAUUCGCGACGUUUGUCUGCAGCCCGGCUCGAAGGACGCCAAGAUCGGAGCCCUUUGCUUUAAUGCAGCUACAUCGAAUCGUCUGGAUAAUACUACAAGUUCAGCGCCGUCAGAGCCUCUGUCGAGCGUCGGCCUGAAGUCUUUGUUUGGAAAGCAUCGCUCUCUAUGGAACUCAUUCCGCAGCAUUCAUCAAUAUCAAUUCGCCAGCACUGGAGAAGCAAGGAGACUUGAGCUUGUGGCGUCACUUAAGAUCAUGGUACUGUUGUUCCUGCAAGAAGCAUGGGAGGAUGAGUGCACUACGUAUACCAGCUACGUUGGACCAUUGGGGUCCGCUUUUCGGAGUGUGCAGGAUGUGCACUUUGCUGUCGAUGGACAAAACCUUGAACAACUAACGUCAAGUGUCCUAUCAACUUGACUUGGGAAUUACUACCAUCGUUCGAGGAAGCAGGCAACAGAAAUUCAGCA